AUAAUAUAAAUAUUAAGUGUUAACCACGAGGACCACAGCUAUUUAUUUGUAUUGCUCGGCGAACACAGUCGCUGUCGUACGGCUUACGCACGGCCCACGAAUUAAGGUAACCUACGAUAUCUUAAAGUUCUUAAUUCGUACGAUCAUGUCAAUAUUUAUAUUAAACCACGACACGGAUUUCGAGCACAUAAUUGGCGUGCUGUUCAACAACUGGACCGCACUUAAAUUGGCUGUUGAACAUGGCAUGGGAGGAUCGUCUGCAAUAAUGCAAUCCAAAAUCAGGGAUUUGAUAAAGCACGUACACGACAGUCUUCUGAAAUCUGGUGUCAACAUGUGUUGGACAAUGAUAUCUGAUAUUAUUGAAGACACAAUGGAUUUUGGGUUUGAUGUUGUGCUUGAAGAUGCAUCUGCUGAGGAAUUAAGUAAACAUAUUUGUGAACUCUAUUGUAUUUGGAAUCAGUCAUUAGACGGCCGACAAAAAGUUAUAGAUGAACUUAAAAGUUUACCAAUAGUAAUUCCUAUUCAAAUUAAUCCAGUAAAACCAAUACGAGAAAAACAAAAGAGUGAUGAUUCAUCUUCGUCUAGUGAAGAGUCUGAACCAUGUGAAGAUGGAUGGACAGUGGUGAAACAUAAAUAAAACUUACCAGCAAUAUGUCUUAUUUUAUUCUUUUAUUUAUGAAGAGAUAAUGAUUUUUAUUAGGUAAUGGGCUGUUGUAAUGUGCUGUUAUUUGUAACAAAAUAUUUAAUUUUCAUAUGAGUAUACUAACUAUAGUGUUUAUAAACUCGUUUAUGUUUUAAUUCCUAACUUUAUAAAUGUACAUUAUUAAUGUUUAGUAAUUUUGUCUUUUAUAAUCAUGUUUGAAAAUUAGAUAAAAAUAAUUUUUAAAUGUUUCAUUUUGAACUUGAUAAAUUAUGAUGUUAGCUUGUUCUUUUUGAAAAGACUUUUUGAAUAUAAUAUAUACAGAAUGUCUUACAG
Molecule: messenger RNA, 976 nt
Organism: Rhopalosiphum maidis (corn leaf aphid)
Lineage: Eukaryota; Metazoa; Arthropoda; Insecta; Hemiptera; Aphididae
Product: pre-rRNA-processing protein TSR2 homolog
Exons: 4
Coding region: 146-637 (163 amino acids)
Biological process (GO): maturation of SSU-rRNA from tricistronic rRNA transcript (SSU-rRNA, 5.8S rRNA, LSU-rRNA)
Cellular component (GO): nucleus
Source: RefSeq, a predicted model, not a curated record